AUGGCAGAGCAGAUCCCCGUCGUCGACUUGUCCGCCUACGCCGCCUCGGCGCCCGCAUCGCCCGCGUCCCAGCGUGCCGCGCAGCUCCUCCACCAGGCCGCCUCCCAAUGGGGCUUCUUCCUCCUGGCCAACACGCCCGUGCGGCCCGCCUCCCAGGCGGCCCUCGUGGCUGCCUCGCGCGCCUUCUUCGCCCUCCCCGAGGAGGACAAGCUGGCCCUGGACGUGCGCGCCGGAGGCCCCGCCUGGCGCGGCUACAUGCCCCUGGGGGGCGAGCACACGCACGGCCGUCUCGACUGGAAGGAGGGCCUGUACGUCGGCCCCGAGCACGCCGACUCCCACCCGCUCUUCGGGAUGCCACUGCACGGCAAGAACCAGUUCCCGGACGAGGCGCUCCCGCAGAUGCGCCCCGCCGUGCUCGACUACCUCGCCCAGGUGACGGAGCUGGCCAAUACGCUGGCCGACAUGUUCUCCGCCGCCCUGGGCCUGGGGAGCGCGGAGCUCCGUCGACGGCUGCUGGAACCGGAGCCCAUCGUCCUCUUCCGCUGCUUCAGCUACGCGGCCGCCAGGGAGCACGAGCCAGUUGACGAGAGCUACGGCAUCGGCCAGCACACUGACUUUGGCUUCCUCACCAUCCUAAUGGCCGACGCGCCCGGCCUUCAGAUUCUCUCCCCCUCGGACCGGUGGGUGGAUGUGCCGGUCAUCCCCGACACGUUCAUAGUCAACGUCGGCGACAUGUUUGACCAGCUCACCGGGGGUCGGUACCCGUCUCGUCCCCACAGGGUCCGCCGGCCACCGCCCGGGUCUCCGCCUCGCCUGUCGUUUCCCCUCUUCUUCGACUUCUCCUGGGGCGCCGACAUGCAGCGUCUGCCGCUGGACCACCUGCCUCCGCUGUCUGACGAGGAAAGGCAGCGCGCGGAGCAGCGGUGGGCUGCCACGACGUUCCGCGACGUCCGCGGCACGUGGGCGCAGUACCUGGCGCGCAAGGUCCAGAAGGUGUUUCCGGACCUGGGGCUGCCGGAUUUCGAGCCCAACGCCGCGCCGUCCACGCGUUUCACGAGGGCGGUGGACCUGAGCUCCUCGUAG
This is a messenger RNA of Ustilaginoidea virens, 1083 nucleotides long. RefSeq lists its product as uncharacterized. The record is from RefSeq and is a predicted model, not a curated record. The transcript is spliced from 4 exons. Bases 1 to 1083 code for a protein of 360 amino acids. NCBI's taxonomy places the organism in Eukaryota, Fungi, Ascomycota, Sordariomycetes, Hypocreales, Clavicipitaceae.